Molecule: messenger RNA, 3660 nt
Organism: Malurus melanocephalus (red-backed fairy wren)
Lineage: Eukaryota; Metazoa; Chordata; Aves; Passeriformes; Maluridae
Gene: SRRM1
Product: serine and arginine repetitive matrix 1
Exons: 17
Coding region: 90-2765 (891 amino acids)
Biological process (GO): mRNA processing; regulation of mRNA splicing, via spliceosome
Cellular component (GO): spliceosomal complex
Molecular function (GO): RNA binding
Source: RefSeq, a predicted model, not a curated record
CCCUCCACCCCCGGCACGGCUGAGGGGGCGCGCGGUGCACGCCGGGACGGCAGCGCGCGCCGCGGCCGGGAGGAGGCGGAGGAGCCAAGAUGGACGCCGGGUUCUUCCGCGGAACCAGUGCAGAGCAGGACAAUCGCUUCAGCAACAAGCAGAAGAAGCUGUUGAAGCAGUUGAAGUUUGCAGAAUGCUUAGAAAAGAAGGUGGACAUGAGCAAAGUAAAUCUGGAAGUAAUCAAACCAUGGAUAACAAAACGAGUAACAGAAAUCCUUGGAUUUGAAGAUGAUGUAGUAAUUGAAUUUAUAUUCAACCAGUUGGAAGUGAAGAACCCAGAUUCCAAAAUGAUGCAAAUCAACCUGACUGGUUUUUUGAAUGGGAAAAAUGCUAGGGAGUUCAUGGGAGAACUGUGGCCACUGCUAUUAAGUGCACAAGAAAACAUUGCUGGUAUUCCAACUGCAUUUCUGGAACUGAAGAAAGAAGAAAUAAAACAGCGACAGAUAGAGCAGGAGAAACUGGCUUCCAUGAAGAAACAAGAUGAAGACAAAGAGAAGAGAGAUAAGGAAGACAAAGACAAYAGAGAGAAAAGAGACAGAUCCAGGAGUCCAAGAAGACGCAAGUCCCGGUCCCCGUCCCCGCGGCGGAGGUCGUCGCCGGUGCGCCGGGAGCGCAAGCGCAGCCACUCGCGCUCCCCUCACCACCGCACCAAGAGCCGCAGUGCCACCCCUGCCCCCGAGAAGAAAGAGGCCACUCCUGAGCCUGAGCCCUCCGUCAAACCAAAGGAGACUGUCGUGCAAGAGGCAACUUCAAACAGUGAUAUCCCAAAAGCUCCUAAACCUGAACCUCCUGUACCAGAGACUAAGGAAACUUCACCAGAACGUAACUCAAAGAAGGAGAGAGAGAAGGAGAAAGAGAAGACUCGYCAGAGAUCCCCAACUCGGUCCAAGUCCAGGUCAAGAUCCCGAUCCCGUUCUCCAUCUCAUUCUCGACCCAGAAGGCGCCACAGAUCACGGUCAAGGUCUUACUCCCCUAGAAGGCGACCCAGCCCGCGGCGCCGGCCGUCCCCACGCAGGAGGAGCCCACCCAGGAGAAUGCCUCCCCCACCCAGGCACAGACGGAGCAGAUCCCCUGUGAGACGGAGAAGACGAUCCUCAGCCUCGCUGUCGGGCAGCAGCUCCUCCUCAUCAUCAUCACGCUCCCGCUCUCCACCAAAGAAGCCUCCCAAGAGACCCGUGUCCAGCCCUCCCCGUAAAACCCGCCGGUUGUCACCUUCAGCCAGCCCUCCCCGGCGCCGGCACCGGCCCUCGCCCCCCGCCAGCCCCCCGCCCAAGCCCCGCAGAUCUCCCACCCCCCAGCAGUCCAACCGCARCAGGAAAAGCCGCGGCUCCGUCUCGCCCAGCAGGGCUUCAGCACCUAAACAUAAGAGUACUGAGAAAAGAGAAUCUCCUUCGCCAGCACCUAAACCCAGGAAAGCAGAACUGUCGGAAUCAGAAGAAGACAAAGGAGGCAAAAUGGCUGCAGCAGAUUCUGUGCAACAGAGGCGCCAGUACAGGAGGCAAAACCAACAGUCUUCAUCUGAUUCUGGUUCUUCAUCUUCCUCAGAAGAGGAGAGGCCCAAGAGGUCCAACGUGAAGAACGGGGAGGUGGGCAGGCACCGCCGCCACUCGCACUCGCGCAGCCCCUCGCCAUCGCCCCGCAAGCGGCAGAAGGAAUCCUCCCCUCGCAGGAGGAGGAGGAGCCCCUCACCGCCCCCGGCCCGAAGGCGCCGCUCCCCUUCCCCGGCCCCUCCACCCCGGCGCCGCCGCUCCCCGACCCCGCCCCCUCUUUGCAGGUCUCCAUCACCACCCCCUCGCAGACGUUCUCCCUCUCCACGGAGAUACUCCCCCCCAAUCCAGAGGCGAUAUUCCCCAUCUCCCCCUCCCAAGAGGAGAACAGCUUCUCCUCCUCCYCCUCCCAAAAGAAGAGCCUCUCCUUCCCCCCAGUCCAAGCGCAGAGUCUCCCACUCGCCGCCGCCAAAACAGAGGAGCCCCCCCAGUGCUAAACGGCGCUCCCCUUCCAUAUCUUCCAAGCACAGGAAGGGGUCUCCUCCCAGCAGAUCCAACAGGGAAGCACGUUCCCCACCACAAAACAAAAGGCAUUCACCUUCACCACGGCCUCGAGCUUCCCACCCCUCCUCCAGCCCUCCUCCACCGCGCCGGGGAGCGUCGGCGUCGCCACAGAGGAGACAGUCACCCUCUCCCAGCACCAGGCCCAUCAGGAGGGUGUCCAGAACGCCAGAACCCAAGAAAACAAAGGCUUCCACCCCCAGCCCCCGGCGCGUGUCCUCGUCCCGAUCUGCGUCAGGGUCACCUGAGACAGCUCCCAAAAAACACCAAGGACCUGCAUCUCCUGCUCGCUCUCGCUCUCCUUCUGCAAACUGGUCACCUGCAAAAAAGGCCAAGAGCCCAACGCAGAGCCCAUCACCUGCCAGGAAUUCAGAUCAAGAAGGUGGUGGCAAGAAGAAGAAGAAAAAGAAGGAUAAGAAGCAUAAAAAGGAUAAAAAGCACAAGAAACACAAAAAGCAUAAGAAGGAGAARGCAGCAGCAGCUGCAGCAGCUGCUACUGUGGCUACAGCAGACACCACCUCAGCACAGGAAGACCAGGAAGCAGAGACAGAACCCAAAAAGGAGACAGAAAGUGAACCCGAGGACAACCUGGAUGACCUAGAAAAGCACCUGCGAGAGAAGGCCCUGAGGUCCAUGAGGAAGGCGCAGGUGUCCCCCCCCUCCUAGGCCAACCCUUUGAUAUAAUGUACAUUUUAUUUGGUUUGUACUCAGAAUUCAAUUUCAAAUUGCUAAAUGUGUUUGAGCUUUAGAAUAUAACAUUUGUUGUAAUAAUUGCUAGGUUGAGGUUCACCAUGUACAAAGGGCAUGGAUUUACAUUACAAAAGGUGUCCACAGUGUACUAGUGACAUUCUUUCAUUGACAGUCAGCAUAAUUUCAUUUAGGGUGAGACUUUUUAGAAGCAGUAGGAAUUUGUUUUGGAGGUUUUGAAACAUGACCGUCAAUUCCCUCGUUUCUUUGAAAUCCAACAGAGCCUUGAGCAGAAUUUGUGAGGGUCUCAUUUGACUUCUUUUGUAUCACUUACAUGAUGCUACUAACCUUUGUGGUUUGUAGGCUUGCCCAGGAGUAAAAACCACUGCAGAAUUCCAAGGAAAUACAUCUAUUUUAAUGCUUUCUACUGUUGCCUGUAUAGUCUCCAUUAAAGCCAAUCAAGAAUAGCAAUUUAGAGUGGUACAUAAAUGAAAGCAUGUUGUUUACCAGGACACUGUGGGUUUAUAUUGAUGUAACAUGUUGAUUUGGAACACUGGAAUUUCAUUUGUAUUUUUAUGUUCUUUUUUUUAAAGGGCAGUUUCCAUGAUCAGCAAUCCCAGAAAAAAAAAAAAAAGUAAUUCCCUCAGUUCCAUAAAUUUUGUUUGUGAGCUGUCGUUGCCCCAUUCAUAAAUCUUGUCUCGUUACGGUUCUUCRGAAUGGUCUGAGCAACUUUCAGAGCUGUGUUCUUUGAAAGUUUAGAGGAACCURAACUUUGGAUAUUGUCAUGUUUUCACUGUUCUUUGUUUUUGUUUUUUUAACUAAAGCUAUAUAAAGCUUGUGGAUUAAACAAAAUAAAUUUCUAAAUUUAAACAGA